UCCGCAGUCUCUGGUCAUCUCCUGUACUGUGUCCGCAGUCUCUGGUCAUCUCCUGUACUGUGUCCGCAGUCUCUGGUCAUCUCCUGUACUGUGUCCGCAGUCUCUGGUCAUCUCCUGUACUGUGUCCGCAGUCUCUGGUCAUCUCCUGUACUUAUGUCCGCAGUCUCUGGUCAUCUCCUGUACUGUGUCAGCAGUCUCUGGUCAUCUCCUGUACUGUGUCCGCAGUCUCUGGUCAUCUCCUGUACUGUGUCCGCAGUCUCUGGUCAUCUCCUGUACUAUGUCCGCAGUCUCUGGUCAUCUCCUGUAGUAUGUCCGCAGUCUCUGGUCAUCUCCUGUAGUGUGUCCGCA
Molecule: messenger RNA, 348 nt
Organism: Staurois parvus
Lineage: Eukaryota; Metazoa; Chordata; Amphibia; Anura; Ranidae
Source: the annotation of a GenBank genome assembly